CAGGCACUCCGCCACUCCAGAGAGGUACAUGUCUGAGGAGACGAAGAAAAGACUGUCAUGAAAAGACAGCCAGAGUUACAUCUUUCCAUAAUAUCCACAGCUUCAGUAAAACAUGAAGGUGUCUUCCUUGGUUAAACAUCACCUUUAAAAGGAAACAUGGAUCCCAUAAACUCAACUGAACAAAAUUACACAUCAGAAGAACUAUUUAAAACAGUGACAUCAAAGAUUCUUGUUUCAUUUACUCUUUCUGUGCUGGCAUUAAUGACAACGGCCAUCAAUUCUCUAGUGAUGACUGCAAUAAUUGUGACAAAGAAGCUCCAUCACCCUGCCAACUAUUUAAUCUGUUCCCUUGCAGUGACUGAUUUUCUAGUUGCAAUCCUAGUGAUGCCCUUCAGCAUUGUGUAUAUUGUGAAGGAGACUUGGAUCAUGGGACAAAUAAUGUGUGACGUUUGGCUGAGCGUUGACAUUAUGUGCUGUACCUGCUCUAUUUUGCAUCUCUCUGCUAUUGCUUUGGAUCGGUACCGAGCAAUCACAGAUGCUGUGGAGUAUGCCAGGAAAAGAACACCAAAACAUGCAGGCAUCAUGAUUGCAGUGGUAUGGAUCAUAUCCAUUUUUAUCUCCAUGCCUCCUUUGUUCUGGCGACACCAGACAACCAGCAAGGAUGAUGAAUGCAUCAUCAAACACGACCACAUAGCUUUCACUAUUUACUGCACAUUUGGAGCCUUUUACAUCCCACUAGCAUUGAUUCUGAUCCUUUAUUAUAAAAUCUAUAAAGCAGCAAAGACAUUUCACAGAAGGAGCGUAAGCCGCAUUGUAAGAGAGGAAGUAAAUGGACAAGUCCUCUUGGAACCGAGUGAGAGAAGCACCAAAUUGGCUUUGACGCACUGCACAACAGAUAAAACAUCUGAUCCCUCAGCAGACUUGGAUAAAAUCCAUAUCACAUUGCGAAGCCCUAAGUCAGAGUCCAAGCAAGAGAAAACCUGGAAAAAACAAAGAAUCUCUAGCACAAGAGAACGAAAGGCAGCAACUACCCUGGGCUUGAUUUUGGGUGCAUUUGUGAUCUGCUGGCUGCCAUUUUUUGUAAAAGAAGUUGUUGUUAACACCUGUGCAAGAUGUCACAUGUCAGAAGAAAUGUCCAAUUUCCUCACAUGGCUGGGAUACAUCAAUUCUCUUAUUAACCCACUAAUCUAUACAAUCUUUAAUGAAGACUUCAAGAAAGCAUUUCAGAAGCUUGUGCAAUGCAAGCAAUGACAGGGUAUUUGUUCUUAUAAUACUGAACCUGAAAAGUGAUUUUUUUUAAAAUAUAUAUAAUUUAUAAGACUUCUAAAAAGAGACAUUUGUUGCAUUUAGGAAAGAUAUACACAUACCCUUGUAUUAGUUGCACCUUGCUGUGCAAAUUGUAAAGAGACAGAUUCUCUGUGGUCAGUGUUGUGCUAGAAAAGGAGAGGUUCCAUACACAGUUUGGCCCCAAUCCUGUAUAGAGACUUAUGCAGCUGCUUAGCUUUAAGCACACAAGUAGUCUUAGUAACACUUAUAUGCUUAAAAUUGAGCUCCUUCAUAAGUUUUUGCAGGAUCAGGGCCUAAAACGUCACUCGCCGAUCAUACUACAAGGCUAAAUGCUGCCUUGCUUUGCUUAGGCAAAACUUACCACUAUCAAUGGAUGUUUCAAUCACUAAAACACAGCCAGGAUUUGAUCCAUAAAGCAUUUGUGAACAGGCAGCAGAUAUCUUUUCAUUAAGGGCUCAAAUCAUACCAUUUAGGCACAGGCCUGCAAUGGGGAAGUGCGGAGCCACCCUAUCCCACUCUAGGCAGGAGGCACGCUUAGGAUGUGCAGCAUACUACCAGAGUCUGCUGGGGUGCAGCUAUCGCCCUGCCUCUUCUACUCCAUUUGGGAUGAAGUGUACCUCUGGGGCACACAUUGAGGGACUGUGCAGCACAGCAGGCUCUCCAACAGUGGCAGAGCCUGGGGAAAGUAGUCCAUUGAGAACAAGCGUUGUGUGUCCUCUGUGGUCUCUCACACCCACACAGAGGAUGGUUGCAAUCUUGACCUAGAUGAGAUGAAUAAACAGCCAGAGCUCCUAGGAGGAGGUGAGUACAGUUCAUUGUUUAAAUGGUGACAAGUAGCAGCUGCUGAAGAUUCUCUAAAGUGUCAGAUUCCAGCUGGCCAAGGUUGGGGGGGGGGUGCAAGUGAUGGGGAAGGUGUAAAAUGCCUCCCUGCUUGUGCCUCCUUCCCCAGUGACCUCAUAUGACAGGCACAAGCACAGUUCUUAUACUCCCCUGCUGACAAGGGCUGCUCCCUGCUACCACCUCUUAGGGCCCCAGCCAUCUCAAAGUGGGUGGGGCUACAGCCCUAGACCAGGAAUGCUGAAACAAUUUGUAUAGCGGAGGUGUUGAGAGCCACUGAACCCAAUUGUCAGCCCUGCAUA
Messenger RNA from Chelonoidis abingdonii (Abingdon island giant tortoise), 2426 nucleotides. It is a transcript of the gene HTR1F, whose product is annotated as 5-hydroxytryptamine receptor 1F. The record is from RefSeq and is a predicted model, not a curated record. NCBI's taxonomy places the organism in Eukaryota, Metazoa, Chordata, Testudines, Testudinidae. Gene Ontology annotation, molecular function: G protein-coupled serotonin receptor activity. Gene Ontology annotation, biological process: positive regulation of MAPK cascade; adenylate cyclase-activating adrenergic receptor signaling pathway. Gene Ontology annotation, cellular component: plasma membrane.